Molecule: messenger RNA, 776 nt
Organism: Drosophila hydei
Lineage: Eukaryota; Metazoa; Arthropoda; Insecta; Diptera; Drosophilidae
Gene: Naa20B
Product: N-alpha-acetyltransferase 20
Exons: 1
Coding region: 91-705 (204 amino acids)
Biological process (GO): N-terminal peptidyl-methionine acetylation
Cellular component (GO): NatB complex
Molecular function (GO): protein-N-terminal amino-acid acetyltransferase activity
Source: RefSeq, a predicted model, not a curated record
UACGAACAAACACUCAUCAGUUAAUUUUGCGACACAUUUUUAGUAUAGAAACAACUCUUCGAAUUUAGAUAAAAAGCAGAUGCUGGCAAUAUGACUGCAGUACGUGAACUUGCAUUCGAUGAUCUGUUCAAAUUCAACAGGAUUAUCUUUGAUCCUCUGACCGAAGUCUAUUCAAUCUCUUUCUUUGUGUCCAGACUAAUUGAGUUUCCCAUGCUGGCUAAAGUCGCCGUUGCUCCCAACGAGCAGUUGAUGGGUUUUGCAAUGGGAACUCGCAUCAUCAAUGAGGAUGUUGUUGGAGAUGGUAACGACUCACGUGUGAUGGGCAGCCAUGGUCACGUCAGCGUCGUGUCCAUUGACAGCGAUUUCCGACGAUUAGGUCUCGGCACGUUAUUGAUGGACGGCUUGAAAGCCAAAAUGGAGGUAGACGGGGACUGGUAUGUCGAUCUAUUCGUGCGCUGCAAGAAUCAGAACGCCAUUAAGUUUUAUGAGCUACUGGGCUAUGUAAAGUAUUGCUUUCUAUCCAAAUACUAUGUCGAUGAUUAUGGGUAUGAAAUGCGCUUGCCGCUCUCACAGGAUGUUGAGGGUGUCUGCCUCAAGAGGAAGGUCAAUGUUAUCGAGGGAUUUUAUAGCGCUGGGCAGGAGAUGUUGCAGCUGGUGAGAGUGGUGAUGGAUCGGCUAAAGAAUGCCAUUAUGAACAUGCUUUGAGAAUGUUGUCAAAUCGUUUUGAAUGUGAGCCAUAAGCAUAAAUAGUUAGUAAACAACACUCACUUGCCAUG